This is a messenger RNA of Helobdella robusta, 990 nucleotides long. RefSeq lists its product as hypothetical. Gene Ontology annotation, biological process: maturation of SSU-rRNA. Lineage: Eukaryota; Metazoa; Annelida; Clitellata; Rhynchobdellida; Glossiphoniidae. The record is from RefSeq and is a predicted model, not a curated record. Bases 1 to 990 code for a protein of 329 amino acids. Gene Ontology annotation, cellular component: 90S preribosome; nucleus. The transcript has 4 exons.
AUGUCAAAUUUCAAAAUAAGUGAAGAUAAAUUAGAACUGGAUUCUCUGGUGAAGAGUUGUCUAUGCAACAAGUCAUCUGUGAAGGAUGCUGCCAAUAAGGACAACCUUACUGACCUUGUUGUAGCAAGAGUUGCAAAUCAAAAACUACUCAAAAAUAAAAUUGAAAGUUGGCGGAAACAGCAUGAGGAUUGGGAAAGUCUGGCUUCGUUUAUAAAAGGCCACAUUUCCAGAAGACUCAAGAAGAGGAAAAGCACAGAUAAAAUUAUAGAGAAAGUUGAAGCAUUGAAAGAUAAUGUUGAAAAUGUAAAAAAUGAAAAGGUAGAAAAAGUAGAAAAUGUAAAAAAUGAAUCUAAACCUUCAAGUAAGCCGAAUGAGGCCAAGACUGUCGUAAAAGAUAGCAACUCAAAAAGUUGUGCAAAUAAUCAAACCUCGUCACCACACAGUUGUGAGGCUGCUGACGAUGAUGCUAGCAUAACAAAAUCUCAAUCUGAUGAAAUUGUUUUAAUGAGUUCUCAUGACAUGAUUGUGAAACGUUGCAGAAUGGAUGAAUGCACAGAUGAAAUUUUUGUUGGUUCAGCUGUUCCAGCAAAAGAUCCAAGCAUCACUGAAGCCACAUCAAACAUCAAAAACGAAAAAUUUGACAGUUUUUUUGAAGGUGGGGAGGAUAGUGACGAUGACGAGGAUAAGAAGAGUUGUGCUGUUAUUCUCAGCUCUCAUAAUGAUAUCAGAAGUCAGUUUGUAUCAUCGUUAGGCAAUCCUAACAAAAUUUUUAAAAAAACUGCAAAUAAAUCCAGCUUUCCUGAAGAUAGAAACAAAAAUGCUCACAAGCAGUCGAAAAGCUUUAAAGCUGAGUCAAAAAAGGACAAUAAAGGCAAAGAAGAGUUGAAAGAAACAAAAUUACAUCCAUCCUGGGAAGCCAAGCGGAAGUUAAAAGAAAAACUGGCACCGAAUGUUAAAUUCAUGGGAAAGAAAAUUAUUUUUGAUGAUUAA